Colletotrichum tamarilloi is the source of this 738-nucleotide messenger RNA. RefSeq lists its product as uncharacterized. Bases 1 to 738 code for a protein of 245 amino acids. The transcript is spliced from 2 exons. NCBI's taxonomy places the organism in Eukaryota, Fungi, Ascomycota, Sordariomycetes, Glomerellales, Glomerellaceae. The record is from RefSeq and is a predicted model, not a curated record.
AUGCAACAGAACAAGACAUCAGACGUCAGCCAAAGCUCCGAAAUGUUCUCCGUCGCCGGACCCGUACCCAUCUUCAGCGACCGGACGUGGGAUUUCAGGCCCACGGUCCCAUCGCCUCUUUCUUCAUCGCCCAUUCGCGCGUCAUCACCCCUCUCGCCCAUCAAUGACAACACCGUACGCCACACACAAUCCUCGCCUAUUCCUCAACCAAAGUUCAAAUACGCAUCAAGAGCUACGAAACCGAACCCGAUAGUUCGGAAACGCGAAGAAGCGCAGGAGAGCAGGAGGAAGCUGUUCCUCCAAAACGUGAGGCAGCGCGCGGAUGAUCGUCAAUACCAGCGGCGGGACAUGGAGGGCACUCUUCUCAAGUCUGACUGGGAUCGCGACAUGCGGCAACGGCAUUAUGCCAAGCAAAUUGAAGGCAACGCGGUGUUUUCCGAAGCGGAUAUCGAAGACGCGGCAGCUGUUCUCCAAGAUCGCGCGCAACGAAUCCCUGAUGACACUGACGAUAUGAUGGUUGAUGCCAUCGCCCAGGAGGAGCAGGACGAGCUCGAUGCGUUAUUACUCUCCUACGACCAGUCAUCUGAUGUGCAGCCCGAGACUGGCUCCUCGCAAAUGAUGCAGUCAGAUCCAUACGGCCUGUCAGACGACGAGGAUUACGACUCGUUAUUCAUGAAUUUGGUAUCACAGGAAAGCAGUCAGCCAGACGCGUCCUCGCAAGAUAUGGACAUGUCAUGA